AAACGGGCAAGAGGCAAGGCAACCGGUUAACUAGACAACUGCAGUCGUGUGUGUAUUUCCAAAUUCUCCCCAAUACUGCCGCAGAAUUACACUUUUGCCCAAAGUCUCUUCUUCUUCAGUGGCCAGAAGCCAUUGAGCUCUCUACUGUAAAAACCACGCGAACUAAACAGAAACCAAAAUCCUCAAACAAAAUGGAAUCAUUGGAGACCGCUGCCCAAUAUGAUGCUUCAUGGAGCUUGGCAACGAACUGGACCGUCGCCAGUGGCUCUCUCGAAAACUCCGUCACCUUCGAGUCCUCUCUUUCUCUUAUCGACGAGGAGGAUGAUAAUCUCGAUCAAUCCUUCCCUGUGAGUUCGACCUGCAAGUCCUCUCUCAUACUUUGUCCUCCCUCACCUGAUUCCAAUUCCUGCGAGAUCACAAUUACUUUUGCUCAAAAACAUGAGUUGCGGCAGGUUUAUGUUCGAAGUACUUCUCGAGUUUAUGAAAUAUAUUAUGCCCAUGAGUUGCAGAGUAGCAGCGAGUAUUUGUGUACUGUUCGCUGUGGCAUUGCAGUUAGAGAUGAAGAAGUGCUGCGUACAACUGGUAUUGAAGAAGUUGUUUUGGCACAUCAGAAGGGCUCUACCAAAGAACUAGCUGAAGAAAGACUCAGAAAUGGUAGUAACUUAACCACCAAUGAUGAUGACUGGGUUGAAGUGAAAGUUCUUGAUACUCAGCUAGUCAACAGGAACAUUUCUCUAUUGUUAAAUUAUGAUACAAACCAAGGGAGAAGCUCUCAGCUGCAGGAUUUGUAUGAGGCGACAGCAGAUAUUACUGAUACAAGCCCUUGCACAUCCAUUACGCUGAGGCUACUUUCACUUCAGAAUAAAGCCUGUGUUUGUAUUGAUGAAGUCUAUGUGUUUGCUGAUCCUGUUGAUGCAGCUAAUUUGGAUAAUAAAGCGGGUCCAGUAGAAAACUCUGCUGGAACUUCACUUAUGGCCAUGCUUAUGCCUACCCUCUUGCAGUUAUCUAAAACAAAGGGUGUUGGCCGAGCAGAAGAUAAAUAUGGUUCUGAUAGAAUGAAUGGGCAGAAGUCAGACAAAAUUGAGGCAAAACAAACCAUUCCAAUUGAUACUGGAAAUGAAAUUCAGCAGGAAGGGAAAUCUGAUUCAAUUUAUCACCAGGGUGUGCAAGUGCAAGAAGCAGUUUUGCCUAUUGCCAAACCAGUCCAGCUGGAGAUUCCUGAACAAUUUUCAGAUACAGAGAGCGAGCACGAACUAUCAAAUAAUCAUAUUGAAGGUGUUUUGAACCAGCUUCUUUCUCGAGUUAACAGCAUAGAAGAUCUACUUUUGAGGUUUGAGGAUUGUAUGCUGAAGCCCAUAAGAAGCAUUGAUGAGAGGCUCCAAAGAGUAGAGCAGCAACUUGAAGGACUCACGAAGAAAACCCAGAGUUCUGGAUCGCUUUCUUGCGCAAGAACAUCUGCCCCUGAAUUUUCAUGCAGUGAAUCAGAGACCAAUUCCCUCUAUAAUAGUGGUUGUGUGGAUCUUAGUUAUGCAGCUUGUGAUGCCAAUAAGAAGGAUUCACUUCCAGCUGUGUCAUCUGUUCUCUCUGAUGCCACAUCUGUUUCAGUGAAUACUUCGAAAUCACAUCCUAGUCUUAUAGUUACUGCUCCAGAUUUUUCAAAUUGUGAUGAUGAGGAAGAAGGUGAUGCAGUGCAACCAGUGAUGGAGUCUCCAAAGGAGAAACAAAAGCAUGUUAUGUCAAUUGAUGAUGCUUUAGCAUCUGCACUUGCUGGGCUCGUAUCUUCGACUUCAAUCCAGUCCCCAAGUUAUUCAAAAACUAUAGCAGUUAAAGCUCCUGAGUUUCCAAAUGAAGGUGAAAAUAGCCACAGCAAAACAGCUUCACCAAAAGGUUAUUGUGAAAUAAUAACAGAACCUCCCACUGAUUUCAGUGAACAUAAUGGGACAGACCUCCCAAGGAGUUCAUCUUCAUCUCUAUCCAAUAUUUCUUCUGUAGAAAGCUCUGAGAAUGCGAUAGCGUAUCCUAACAAUAUGUACUGUUUGAAAACAGACACAGUAGUUGAUGAACACUCACAGGAUAGUGAGGGGGAGGGAGGUGAUACCCAGGGCAUUUGUAUUGACUGCAUGGUACCAGCUGCCAAUGACAUGGCAAGGACUGGUCCUUAUCAGAGAAUUGAUGAUAUGCAAUAUGGGAAAGUUGGCAAUGGAACAAGUGACAUUUCAACUCUGGAGAAAACUGAUAGUUUGGAACAAUUUUCUGGAAAUCAAACUGACAAUGGCUCUGAUAAUACCAAUGAAGUUGCUGUUUCAAAUGAAUUGACCACUUGUAUAGAAGUUAUAGAUGAAGGGUCUAGCCUAGGCAUUCUGCAGGAUGUUGUUGAAUUUUCACGGACUGCUUCUAAAGUGGAUUUUGAAACUCCAAUUCUAGAAGUGAAGUUCACUUCUCAGGAAAACGUGAACCUCAAGUCUCCCCUUGAGGCCCUUUUGGCUGGCAUGCCAGAUUUGAAUACUGAAGUUAAAUCAGCGGAGGAAAGUGGUGAGGAUGAUUCUCAAAUUGACGAUCAAUACUUAAUUUCGGUGGAUGAUUGGGGAGUGAUGGGUUCUGCAACUGAUAACCAUUUAUCCAUAGAUAAGGACUAUUACAAUCUCACUCUCUUACCUUUGCAUGCAGAAGAUACAACAUAUUUGAUAUGAAAAAUGGGCAGCAGCUAUUAUUCUGUAGAUAUUUAGCUGUACAUAAUCUGGUUUAGAUGAGUAGAAUUUGUUUGUUCACCUCCUUUACAUUUAUUCUUUGUUGAUCUCUUGUUCAAUGGCUUCAUAUGGAAAAAAUUUACAGGAAGGAACUAUUGACAUUUAA
This is a messenger RNA of Hevea brasiliensis (rubber tree), 2853 nucleotides long. RefSeq lists its product as uncharacterized. The transcript has 3 exons. Bases 192 to 2690 code for a protein of 832 amino acids. The record is from RefSeq and is a predicted model, not a curated record. Lineage: Eukaryota; Viridiplantae; Streptophyta; Magnoliopsida; Malpighiales; Euphorbiaceae.